UGUAUGACGAUAGUACGAUAGUGGGGGUGUCGGAAGUAAAUUUUACUGAAAUGAAUUCUUUUGCUUUAACGAAGUUCACUUUAGUUGAGUUCAAUUGUAUUUCUCCUUAUGCUCGUGAUUAAGAAAGCAAAUACGAUUUUUUAGCUGUUUUACAGCAAGUAUAUAUUUGUAUUAUUCAUAACCACAGGUGUCUAUUAUGACUCCAUAGUUCUUUCAAUCGACCCAUCAGUCAAGCGUAGCAACGUGAUAUGUAGUAUCGUAGUAACAAACGCGUGUGUAUAUAAAACGCGAUUCUGUGCACGUGAGAAGUGCUAAUAACGCAUCGAAUUUCAAUUGUGUCUAUUAAAAUCAAUCUCCAGAAAUUAUCGUAAUCAAAAUGCCUGGAAUUGCGAGCGCGACCGGUCUUUUAUCGGCACAAAUUCGGCCGAUUCGCAGGCCAAAGCCCAAGAAGAUAGAGUUAUCCGGUAGUACCAGAAGAGCACCAUUCGCUCUUCGACCGUUUGCCAGUCUCUUUAAUCCUUAUCCUUAUGGUUGCUCGGUAAUGUGCAAUCAUCCAGCGGACUGCGAGGCGAAAGAAGUGGUUCGACGUGCUAAGGAUACAUGGGCAACCGAGGGAAAAGCUCUUUUGCUGCCGGAAGAGAUGGAAAUGAUAAGAACAAGUUUGUUGGCAGCGGGCACGACCGGAGAUGGGGGCGGAGGUGAAACAGCAGCUGGUGGCAAUAGUUGUACUGCCGAGAUGUCCGCUUCUGCGGUACCCGAAGAGCUUUUCCGGAAAUACACAGAAACCGAUUCGCGACCUUUCACUCCAGCGCCCACGCUUGCAAGCGGACCUACGGCAUUAACUGGUCGCGCAACUCAGGAGGAUUUACCAGUGACCUGUAAUCCACGCGAGCGCACUACUCUGGUUCUGGAUCUUCGAGCAAAUUCGCGGAACCAACAGGAAAAUGAAUCCUUUACCUGGCACGCUCUUACACUGGAAUUACCACCAACGCCUCGGAAGAGUGAAAUAUCCGUGUGUAAGCCGAUCUCACGACCACAACGUUCAUUAGCACCACCUUCUCCAUCACCUUCACCCAUCGCUGAGAGAUGCGAAACAAGUUCAUCCAAGAAUGUAGAAGAGGAAGCUGACAGCGUCGGCGAACAGCAAGCAGUAAUUAUUCGCAGACGGGGAAAGCGAUUACGUAAAAGGAAGUGUAGGAGGGGCUCAACUUACGGUCAACAAACGGAAGUUCGCGAUCUGCUCGAACCUACUGUAACGCAAGUUUCGCAAAUUGAAAACAGCUCGCGACGAUCAUCACUUCAUGUAAAUAUCAGCCCAGUCGAUAACUUGAUGUCUCCUAAAAAGACUUCCGCGCAAGCACCAAGUCACACAAUGCCUCCGAGUUUUCUCACACCUGAUGUUUUAAAACACUUGUGUCGAGAACUCGAUCGCGAUAAGAUAGAAGCUGAAUUUUCAAGUAAGAAAAGAAUUGCUUUGGAAGAAGCAUUGCGAGUUAAAGGUGACACUUAUUCGACUCUACGUAGACCUCGACAAACUAAGGACAGCCUAUUGGCGCAAGAUGCUCCGCGAGUAUUUUCUCGUCAAGCAGCCCGAUUUGAAUUACUCGAUAGCCGAAGUCUUCAUGGAUUAACGCCGCUGCAGUAUAUCAGUAAACAUGUAUAUGUUACAUCAGGUAGAAAACUGAUAUUUGGUCGAAUAUUUAACAAAUUUAACGAGGAGUCAUUGCACAGUACGCGAUGUAUCUCCACGGAUGAUAUUGAAGAAGCUAUUCGAGAAGUAAUGGGAAAAGCGUUAACAGACGAGCAACGAUCUUAUUUAAAAUCUGUAGUAGGAGAGAUAACGGAAUCACUGAACUUUAGAGAAUGGUGCGGAUUGUGUGCUAUUGUCGAGAGGCUGCUAUGUCCUUUACCGCCGAAAGAGAGCGAUCCACCGACGUGGCUUGAAAAGGCGGACUUUGAGAAUUUAGAAAAAAGACUAAACUCAGUCGACUCGGUGAAUCCCACUUUGGCAUUUUUGUUGAAGGAAAUUCGCGACAGCGCCGAUUUUUACUAAAUAUGAAAAAAAUGUAGGACGAAAGAAAGAUCUUUUCUAUGUUCAUCGCACAUUUUUAUUGCUAGAGCAGAUCCUUAUCCACUCAAGCAUACAUAAGUUGUAUGUAUCCGAUCCAUUAUUGCCUAAUAUACAAAUAAGUUUUGUUUUUUUCUCUCACUCUUCCGUACUUGACAACAUAAUAAAUAAUGAGUCAUUUUUAUUUCAUCGUA
Messenger RNA from Pseudomyrmex gracilis, 2262 nucleotides. RefSeq lists its product as uncharacterized. The coding region runs from base 377 to 2053 and encodes 558 amino acids. The record is from RefSeq and is a predicted model, not a curated record. The transcript is spliced from 9 exons. NCBI's taxonomy places the organism in Eukaryota, Metazoa, Arthropoda, Insecta, Hymenoptera, Formicidae.